CACCCGCCUACCCUGCAGCAUCGGCCGUAAUUUCAUAUCCCAGUUCCGGCGGCAUCAUCUGCCCUGGAUGUAUCCGUCAAUGCACCAAGGCCGGUUCCUUUGGUCCCUCGCUCGACCCUGCCGUUUCGUCGCGCAUCGCCGGUAUCCCGCCGCGGUUCUCUCGCAAUCCCGUCGAUUCCAUCUCUCGCGAGCAUGGCUAACCUCAACCCCCUCCGAUCCUCAUGAUUCCCGGGAUAUCACCACGGAAAGCAUCUCCGGUGCUAUCCCCACCCACAACACCGACUCCGCCCCGUCAAGCGGCGAUGCGUCCGUCACGGCGCCUCCGAUAGAGCGAUCUGGGAGGAAGGAUUCGAGUCCUUACGGUUCGGCGGUCCGGAGGAUAGGAAGACACAGACGGGCGACGCCAGAGCGUUCUGCUCCGGUGGCGACUAUUCCGGACUGGUUUCGCGAGCGAAACCGGAUUGUCAACGAUGGGAAAGCAACGGGCCACGCCGAAUCAUUACAACACGUGCAGAUACGGUCGUCCGAAGCUCAACAAGAACACGAAGCAGCCGAACAACAGGGUCAAGGCGGCAAUGGAAACGAAACACCACCACCCUCGGAUGGAGCCAGCGUUCUAGAGCAGCGGUAUGCUUUGACCGAAGCGCUGUGGGAGGAGCUUUGUGCGUCCGCGCGGGCAGGACUGCGACUCCCGCCGAUGAAGUACGCCAAAGAGCCCUCCGCGCGCAAGUCACACCUUGUCCUUCAAUACCCGGGCGUCGAUGGCAUUCUAUUUUUGGAUGCGGUGGUGAAGAGGCUGGCUCAGGAGCUGGGUGCGGAUCUGGUGACACUGAAUGCGCAGGACAUUGCCCAGCUGUGCAGUGAACAGGACUUGGCGGAUGUCGGUACGACGUCGGCCAUCCGAUCGCUCAGCUAUGAGGUAUACCGGCCGUCUAUCUCGGAUGCCUGGCAAGAGGACGGCGCCCAAGAGGAGCCCGAUGACGAUGUCGUUGAGAUGCCGCGCGGGUUCCGAUCGGGCUUUCAAUCCCCCAAAUUCGUUGCUAUUGAGAGUCCUCCAAGCUCCGGUGGAACCUCUCUGCCCAAUCUACUAGGCCUAAAGUCAUUGGUGGCCUCGUUUAAUGUUCCGGUGGACAGCGCGGCUGGCUCUUCAUCGCAUGGUGCCGUUGACCAAACAGAAGAUAGGCGGCUUCGGCUACUGCGCGAAAUCCUUUCCCUGUCCAGCAAACCAUCAAAGCCUUCGACACCAGUAGUAGAGGAAAGCGGAGAAACCUCCCCCGAGCUCUCAGAAGACCGCAACCCUAUCCCUCGGCGGGAUGUCAUCAUUCAGGUCCAAGAUUACGGCGACAUCCAAAGCACUCGGGAAGGCCCCAAAUUCAUCAAACUACUACAGAAAGCUAUCGAUGAGAAGAGGAAGAACGGAUCCCGGGUCUUGUUCGUUGGUACUUCCGCACAGGAGGCCCCUCUGGAUUCGGAUGCCUCCAGGCUCAUCCAGAACGCCUUCGAUGAUCAAUUCUCACAGAUGCUGGUCAUCACUCCCGCCAUGAAGGCCGAAGCGGCAGAAACCACAUUCACCGAAGACCGGAAGAAGCGAACCCUCGACAUCAACCUUCGCCACAUCCAAGAUCUGUUGCGGACACGGCUCACUGAACACCCCUCGGCGGUGAAAGACGAUAUCUUCCGUGACCGUGCCUGGCCCUUGGACUCGACUCUCGUUAAAAAUAGCGGACUUGAGGAACGCUACUGGCCUUACAGCCAGGUCCACUGGGCUACAACUCUUGCCCUUGGCUCUAUCAAGUCGGAUGAACCGUUUGGAUUCGAGCACAUUCAACGAGGGAUGGAGAUGAUGCAGAAGACCGAGCGGAUCAAGGACGACUGGAUGCAGGAAAAGACGCCUAAAGCGAAGACCAGCGAGCCCGGCAAUGAACGGGAACGCUUGAUAAGUUCUCUACGCAAAACUUGCAAUACACACGAGAAGAAGCUCUUGAACGGAGUCGUCGACGCGAACAGCAUCCGCACCACAUUCGCGGACGUGCACGUCCCUCCCGAAACCAUCGACGCAUUGAAGACCCUUACUUCUCUUUCUUUAAUCCGCCCCGAGGCGUUCACCUACGGUGUCCUGGCGACGGACAAGAUCCCUGGCCUGUUGCUUUACGGGCCCCCCGGUACGGGUAAGACGCUCCUCGCGAAAGCCGUGGCCCGCGAGAGCGGCGCGACGGUCCUUGAGGUCAGCGGGUCCGAGGUCUACGAUAUGUAUGUUGGAGAGGGAGAGAAGAACGUCAAGGCCAUCUUCACGCUGGCCAAGAAGCUCAGCCCCUGUAUCGUGUUCAUCGACGAGGCCGAUGCCAUCUUCUGCUCCCGCACCGGAGCCAGCAGCCGCACGUCUCACCGCGAGCUCAUCAACCAGUUCCUGCGGGAAUGGGACGGCAUGAACGACAUGUCGGCCUUCAUCAUGGUCGCGACGAACCGGCCGUUUGAUCUGGACGAUGCGGUUCUCCGACGUCUCCCCAGGCGACUGGUUGUGGACCUUCCCACCGAGCAAGAUCGCCUGGCCAUCCUGAAGAUCCACCUGAAAGAGGAGACUCUGGAUGCCUCGGUCGACCUGGCCGAAUUGGCACGCCGCACACCUCUGUACUCCGGUUCCGACCUGAAGAACCUGUCCGUAGCGGCCGCUCUUGCGUGCGUUCGGGAGGAGAACGCGUUGGCCGCACAGCACAAGGGCGAGGAGCCGUACCAGUAUCCUGCCCGACGCACACUGACCCAGCAGCACUUCGAGCGCGGAAUGGAGGAGAUCAGCGCCUCCAUCAGCGAGGACAUGUCGUCCCUGUCCGCGAUCCGCAAGUUCGACGAGCAGUACGGCGACCGCAAGGGCCGGCGCAAGAAGAGUGCCGGCUGGGGGUUCACGCCGGCGGGCGUGGACGAGUCGGCGAAUGCCGUCGAUGCGGCGCGCGUGCGCACAUGAAGAGACCGGGUAGACCUGUAUUCGAAUAAUCUAUAGAAUCGCACGGUUUGGGUGUUACAUAGAUCAGAAUUUGUUUUCCGUUUGUAGGGCCGGAGCGGGUUGGUUGGGGCUGGGAAGGAUGGCAGGCACUGGCUGGACUUGUAUACUAUUAGCGACACGAA
This is a messenger RNA of Aspergillus heteromorphus CBS 117.55, 3120 nucleotides long. RefSeq names its product ATP-binding protein. The transcript has a single exon. Gene Ontology annotation, cellular component: mitochondrial outer membrane. Gene Ontology annotation, molecular function: ATP binding; ATP hydrolysis activity. Lineage: Eukaryota; Fungi; Ascomycota; Eurotiomycetes; Eurotiales; Aspergillaceae. The record is from RefSeq and is a predicted model, not a curated record. Bases 80 to 2959 code for a protein of 959 amino acids.